AGGAGCUGUGACCCUCCUCUUCAGUUGGGGAACCCAGGCUCAGCCCCCUCAUAUCCUAGGACCAGGAGCAUGGAUCCUCUGUUCCCUUGGCUCGGAAAGUGUGGCCCCUCACCUCACUGCAAGCCAGCUAAGACUCAGAAGUUCAGACCCGGACCUCCUCCCUCACCUGCGGCUCCAAUCCCCGUCCCCUGCGGCGCCAGUGGUCCCCGCGGACCCAGUCUACCUGCGGCGCAAGCGGAGCGCAGAUGCCGGCCGACCUGCCGGAGGAGUGCGGCUCUCCCGGCUCCCAGGUAGCUCACUCAGACUGCUGCCUCACAGCUGAGGUGACAAGAUGCGAUGCCUCUGCUGCCUGCUCUGCCAUGCGUUCCCCACCAUGAUGAAGUUACCCCUUAAAAC
This is a messenger RNA of Jaculus jaculus (lesser Egyptian jerboa), 396 nucleotides long. RefSeq names its product swi5-dependent recombination DNA repair protein 1 homolog. NCBI's taxonomy places the organism in Eukaryota, Metazoa, Chordata, Mammalia, Rodentia, Dipodidae. The transcript is spliced from 3 exons. The record is from RefSeq and is a predicted model, not a curated record. Bases 70 to 294 code for a protein of 74 amino acids.